Molecule: messenger RNA, 1377 nt
Organism: Cicer arietinum (chickpea)
Lineage: Eukaryota; Viridiplantae; Streptophyta; Magnoliopsida; Fabales; Fabaceae
Source: RefSeq, a predicted model, not a curated record
AUGACAACAAAAUCAUUUUUCAAUUGCUCUUCAGUUAAGAAACCACACUUGAGAAACUAUGAUCAAACAUUCAAGGAUUCACAAGAUAUGAUCACUUGUCCAAUUUAUAUGUCUAAUGCAUAUGACAGUGUCCUUCAAUUGGACCUUAUAUCAUGUACCAAGAUGUUCGACCUCAAUGCGUCAACCCUGGAGAUAGGCAAAUUGAUUUUAAGUUGGCCCAAUCCAAAUUGUAACAAGUGUAAAGAAAAAGGCAUGAAAUGCAAAUGGAAGAACAAUGGUAGUAAUAAAGAUGAAAUUGAAUGUUAUGACUGCAAAAAAAAAGUGAAAACAAUUCAUAUUCCAAGGUCUCUUAUUUUUGCUGCAACAGGUUCAAUUCUUUUGGGACUGGUUCUCAUAGCAUUAUUUAAGACACAUCUCUAUUUUAGAAAGAAAGAAGAGGAUCAAUUAAGAGUUGAUAAGUUUUUAGAGGAUUACAGAGCACAAAAACCUGCUAGAUUUUCCUAUGCUGACAUCAAAAGAAUAACAAGUGGAUUUACGGAAAAACUUGGAGAAGGAGCUCACGGAACUGUGUUUAAAGGAAAACUCUCAACCCAAAUUCUUGUAGCUGUCAAAAUGCUCAACAGUACACAGGGAGAAGGAAAAGAAUUCAUCAAUGAAGUUGGAAUUAUGGGAAAAAUUCACCACAUCAACGUCGUUCGUUUGCUUGGAUUUUGUGCAGAUGGAAUCCACCGUGCUCUUGUGUACAAUUUGUUUCCAAAUGGUUCGUUACAGAGCUAUAUAUUUCAACCAGAUAACAAGGACCAUUUUUUGGGGUGGGAGAAACUGCAACAAAUUGGUGUUGGAAUAGCCAAAGGAAUUGAGUAUCUUCAUCAAGAUUUUGGUCUCGCAAAAUUAUGUUCCAAGAAUCUUAGUAUUGUGUCCAUGACAGCAGCUAAAGGAACAUUGGGAUACAUGGCGCCUGAAGUUCUGUCUAGAAAUUUUGGAAAUGUGUCUCUUAAAUCAGAUAUUUACAGUUAUGGAAUGUUGUUGUUAGAAAUGGUUGGAGGAAGGAAGAAUGUAGAAAUGUCAUCUGCAGAAACUUUUCAUGUGUUAUAUCCAGAAUGGAUCCAUAACUUAUUAGAAGGAGAUGUGCAUAUUCAUGUUGAGGAUGAAGGUGAUGCUAAAAUUGCAAAGAAACUUGCAAUUGUUGGACUUUGGUGCAUUCAAUGGCAGCCAAUAAAUCGUCCAUCUAUAAAAGCUGUUGUGCAAAUGUUGGAAACUGGAGAGGAUAAUCAGUUAACUGUGCCUCCUAAUCCUUUUCACUCGACAACUUUGGCGAGAAGAACUUUUCAAAUGGAAGUGAUUCAGGAAUAAGAAAAUAUAAUCUAUUUUGGACAA